Suillus subaureus is the source of this 850-nucleotide messenger RNA. RefSeq names its product cytochrome P450. The transcript has 8 exons. The record is from RefSeq and is a predicted model, not a curated record. Lineage: Eukaryota; Fungi; Basidiomycota; Agaricomycetes; Boletales; Suillaceae. The annotation marks the transcript as partial. Gene Ontology annotation, molecular function: iron ion binding; monooxygenase activity; oxidoreductase activity, acting on paired donors, with incorporation or reduction of molecular oxygen.
UCAUAUCUCUUUCAGGCGAGUGGCAUUGCUGGGCCAUCUUUCAUGCGCACACUUCUCGAGCAACAUGGACAUCAGCUAUCAAAAAUUGAGAUGUCUUUUUUGGGAGGGACGCUUUUUGGUGCCACUACUGACAAUAUCUCUGCAGCCAUCACCGCUGCUAUCCUGGCUGCAGCUUGUCAUCCCGAGGCACAAGCGCGUGUGCAAGAACAGCUAGAUGCAGUCAUAGGUAGAGAACGAGCCCCAUCUUUUGAAGAUGUCCAGCAUCUUACUGAGUUGCACGCAUUUAUGCAUGAAUCGUUAUGCUGGAGGCCUGUCGUUCCGCUCGGGUUCCCUCGUCGUACCACGAGGGAUAUAAUAUGGAAAGGGUUCCGGAUCCCUGCUGGCACAACAGUCUAUGGCUGUCACUGGGCUAUUUCUCAUGAUGCAACUGCUUUUCCUGACCCCGAAACCUUUGACCCCCAGAGAUGGGUUGAACCGUGUGGGCAGAUUCGUCCCGAUCUCAAGUCUUUCCCAUUUGGCUCUGGCAGGCGGGUCUGUCCAGGACAGUAUCUAGCAAGUGAUUCCGUCCUGAUCACUCUUGUGUAUUUGUUCUGGGCUUUUCGAAUCUUAGAACCCAAGGAUGCGCCCAUAGAUAGGUGGGCAUUUGAAGAAAAUGUUAUUGCACACCCACAGCCAUUUUUGGUUGUGUUUUCCCCAAGGUUGGAUGUGGGGCAUUUGGAAGAAGCCAUGGGGCAAUCCUAGAUAUGUACAUGACCUUUUUGGACUAUGUUUUGUCGGAACCGUCCACCAUGAUCCAUUCCAUGCAUACAUUCAGGUGUAGCUUAGCCUGGGAAGCAAUGAUAAAUCAAUA